Schistocerca americana (American grasshopper) is the source of this 2027-nucleotide messenger RNA. RefSeq lists its product as uncharacterized. Bases 103 to 966 code for a protein of 287 amino acids. The transcript is spliced from 6 exons. The record is from RefSeq and is a predicted model, not a curated record. NCBI's taxonomy places the organism in Eukaryota, Metazoa, Arthropoda, Insecta, Orthoptera, Acrididae.
GCCCGCUGCUCCCAGUCGAGGCCCACAGCCGCGACCGCCGGCUGUCCGCACACACGUGCCGGCGCGGGAAGCACGCUGCGGGCGAGCAGGUUUCCGGCAGAGAUGCAGCUUAAAACCGUUGCGGCAUGGUUGCUCGUCACGACUGCAGUGGUUUUAGUGGUGGCCGCAGGGGAGAGACACGGUCCAGCCACCAUGAGCAAGAGCCUCCUCAGCCGCGUCUUGGACCACCUCUCCGGAAGAACUAUCCUGGACGGGCUGGCGCGCAAGCUGACCAACCUGACAGACCGCCCGAUAGACAUCUCCCGGCUGGCGGAUGGCUACAGGCAGCGCAUGCACAAGCCGCAGCGGCUGCUCGGCCUGCCCGCGCUCGAUCCGCUCCGGAUGCACAGCAUGCCGCUCAACUUCGACAGCGACAUGGCCAAGGUGAGAGGUGAGGCCUGGAACGUGACGGUGGUCGGCAUCUCGGACAUGCGCGCUCGCCAGCUGCGGCUGCGGCCCCUGUCCUCCAGGGUGGACUUCGAGCUGCUCUUCCCGUCGGUCUCGGCCACCGGCAACUACCGCAUGAAUGGCACCUUCGCCAACUCGAUCCACGCCUUCGGCGAAGGGCCCUUCAACAUAACUGUUAAAGACCUGAAUGCCACGGGUUUCGUGAUCGUCACACCAGAAGGAGACCAUCUCAAGGUGAAGGAUGUCUUCGUCGAAGUGAAUCUUACCAGCCUACAGAUGGACCUUGAGGGGCUGUUGGGCGGCGGUGAGACGGGCCGGCUGCUGAGCGCCGCCAUCGGCGACGCGGCGCCGCGGCUGCUGCAGGAGCAGCGAGAAGACGCGACGCGCUACGUUUCGGCCUUCGUGCGCGACGCUCUGGACCGCCAGCUGACGUCGGUGCACGCCGCCGCCUGGACGCGCGCCUACCGCUCGCUCGUCUGCGCAGCCACCGUGGGACUCGUCUGCCGCGCGCCCACCUAACGCACAUGCGCCGAAUCCCGUGUAGCGUCACAACGUAGUGCGCAUGUGCAACACUUUGAGCGAUCUUCGCCAAUAAAGGCGACUGCCACCUACAGCAACGUGUCUUUCGUUAUUUUCGUACUCAGGACGGCGGCUGUGGAGGAACAUUUAUGUGACACCGUCGGUAAUCAUUCGUUCUAUCCUACUCGGUAAUGUUAGCUAAUGGCUACGGCGGAAAAAGUAAUGAUUAGUACGUACUUUAUGUUCAUUGCACAUACAUUUGGUCUAGUUACAGUACUACGUAUUGAAUUUACCUCGAUUAUUAUGAGAAGGGGAUGUAAGGUACUGGAGGAAGCAAGAUCCGCCGAGCACAUUAACCACACCUUCCUCAUACAGUGCUAAUACCUUUACUUUUGUACUUCAUGCUGAGCGCCUAUAAAAGCAGAAGCGCCGGCCGGAGUGGCUGAGCGGUUCUAGGCGCUACAGUCUGGAACCGCGCGACCGCUACAGUCGCAGGUUUGAAUCCUGCCUCGGACAUGGAUGUGCGUCAUGUCCUUAGGUUAAUUAGGUUUAAGUAGUUCUAAGUUCUAGGGGACUGCUGACCUCAGAAGUUGAGUCCCAUAGUGCUCAGAACCAUUUGAAAGCAGAAGCGACAUGCGCUUCAGUAAUCUUUGUAGCCCUUCUUCUGAGAGAGACUCUAGUACAGGGAUCACCAAACUAUUUUGGACAAGUGACCCCUUUUCCAAAAUGAACUGUUACCUCAGACCCCCAUGGCCAAAUUACCUACUUUUAAGAUCAACCCUCUCAUUCAUAAUGGUCCGCUAACUUAAAACAGCUGCUACAGAGUGUUAUUUUUCAUUCUGACUUAGGUCAAUAGAAGAAGACAAAGUGAGAAUUAGCAAUGCUUUAAGUUUGCAGACUAUUGCGAAUAAGGGGGCCUAUCUUUAGUUUUUUCCUAUUGAUACAAAAUACCUAGGUACUAAGGUACCAAUUGGAAAACUUUGCACUUGGUUAAGUGAGUAAAGUUGACUUCAUUUUCUCAUCAAAAUUUAACAAAAUAAAAAGGCAUACAAUUCAGUAAA